This is a messenger RNA of Lotus japonicus, 1193 nucleotides long. RefSeq lists its product as uncharacterized. Bases 67 to 852 code for a protein of 261 amino acids. The record is from RefSeq and is a predicted model, not a curated record. Gene Ontology annotation, molecular function: 5'-deoxynucleotidase activity. Gene Ontology annotation, cellular component: cytoplasm. NCBI's taxonomy places the organism in Eukaryota, Viridiplantae, Streptophyta, Magnoliopsida, Fabales, Fabaceae. The transcript is spliced from 8 exons.
UACCGAAUAAUGAAUGAAUAGUGCCAAAAAUCUGAACUGAAGAGUAAAGUGAAUCCAAAAAAAUUAAUGGCAACUGCAACACGAGUUCUGCUUUCUUCACUCUUCUCUUCAUCCAUUCCCUCAUCUCUUUCUUCCACGCAACUCAGAUUCAAAUCCGUCACACUCUCACCACACUCACCUUCUAGGGUUUUCCACAUGACCACCGCCGCAGGCUCUUCCUCACCACCGUCCUCCUCCGUCACCACCUCUCCUCCCUCCGCCGCCUCCGCAACUCCUUCCGCUUCGUCCGCCAUCGAUUUUCUCUCGAUUUGCCACCGUCUCAAGACAACGAAGAGAGCUGGAUGGAUUCGAAAAGACGUUCAGGAUCCGGAAUCUAUAGCGGAUCAUAUGUAUCGGAUGAGUUUGAUGGCUCUCAUUGCAGCUGAUAUCCCUGGCGUCGAUCGAGACAAGUGUGUAAAAAUGGCUAUUGUUCAUGAUAUUGCUGAAGCAAUUGUUGGGGACAUAACCCCAACAGAUGGAGUUCCAAAAGAAGAAAAAAACCGGCUAGAACAAGAAGCACUAGAUCAUAUGUGUAAAGUGCUUGGAGGUGGAUCUAGAGCCAAGGAAGUUGCUGAGUUGUGGGCGGAAUAUGAAGCAAAUUCUUCUCCAGAAGCCAAAUUUGUGAAGGAUCUUGAUAAGGUGGAAAUGAUCCUUCAAGCCUUGGAAUAUGAACAUGAACAGGGAAAGGAUUUGGAUGAAUUUUUCCAAUCAACUGCUGGGAAGUUUCAAACUGAAAUUGGCAAAGCUUGGGCAUCAGAGAUAGUAUCGAGAAGGAAAAAAACUAACGGUUCUAGUCAUCCUCAUUCCACUUAGUAGUGUAUGGCUCUGAAAGGCAAAGAAGAAAGGAAAAAUGGGGUUGUGUUGUUUGUAUUAGGUUUUGCGCUACAUGUUUACACUCAGGCUCUUCUGAAGCUAGGGCCUAGGCGUAGUAUACAAAUGCAUUUUGCAUUAUGGUGAUAACAGUGGAAAGCAAUGCUGACCUCCAUAAAUGGAGAAAUGUUAGCUGCAAGACGCGGCAUGUAGCAGACAAUGUCAUCAUUAAAGGUAGGAUCAUCUAACUGAAUAACAAAUUGCUCAUUAGACCUCACUGAAAUAUUUUGGAUACUGUUAUUUGAGGGAAUAUAAUCAAUUAGAUUCAUAUUAUACUUACGAAA